AUGUCUUCGCUGUUCGAAAAAUACGGAGGUGAUCCUUUCUGGCGCAGAGUUCUCGACGAUUUUUAUAAUGUAAACAUUACUGACCCUGCACUGCAAGCAUAUUUCGUUGGAAGGGAUGUAGAGAGAGUGAAAGCUAUGAAUGCAGGUCUACUCAAGGCCGCACUUGGUACCGCAGAAAACCACUUUUUUACUUCAAUUAAAAGAGUUCAUGUCGGAUUGGCGAUUAGCUCUCCUGCAUAUGAUAGAUUUGUUUCCAAUUUGUUUCAAAUCUUAAGGGAUAGAGGUGUUACUCAGGAAGAUUUGGAAGAUAUAAACGAUGUUGUCUCAUCCUUUAGAUCAGAUAUCGUUACGAUAUAA
Messenger RNA from Blepharisma stoltei, 357 nucleotides. The record is from the annotation of a GenBank genome assembly. Lineage: Eukaryota; Ciliophora; Heterotrichea; Heterotrichida; Blepharismidae.